AUGUCAUUGAAGGUGCAGACGAGCAACAUCACGAAUAAGAAUGACCCCAAGUCCAUCAACUCCAGAGUCUUCAUUGGCAAUCUCAACACAGCCAUGGUCAAGAAGUCAGAUGUGGAGACCAUUUUCUCCAAGUACGGCCGAGUGGUGGGCUGCUCCGUUCACAAGGGGUACGCCUUCGUACAGUACUCCAACGAGAGGCACGCGCGUGCCGCUGUCCUGGGUGAGAACGGGCGUGUGCUUGCUGGCCAGACACUGGAUAUCAACAUGGCCGGGGAACCUAAACCUAACAGACCUAAAGGGCUGAAGAGAGCAGCCUCCGCGUUGUACAGCGGCUAUGACUUCGACUAUGACUAUUACAGAGACGACUUCUACGACAGGCUCUUUGAGUACCGGGGCCGAGUCUCUCCGGUGCCCAGGGUGGUUCCUGUGAAGCGGCCACGGGUGACCAUCCCCCUCGUCCGGCGCGUGAAGGCGACGCUCCCCGUCAAGCUCUUCGCCAGAUCGGCUGCCAUCGCCAACAGUUCGGCCAAGUUGAAGUUGAAGUGCAGCGAGCUGCAAACAAUCAAAACUGAGCUGACGCAGAUCAAAUCCAACAUUGAUGCUCUCCUGGGCCGGCUGGAGCAGAUCGCCGAAGAACAGAAGCUGUCCGCAGAUGUACGGAAGAAGGCAGAUGGCAACAAAAGCGAAGUCUCGCAGGAAGACACGGCAUCAGAGGCAGAGGUCAACACGGAGGAGCCGCUGAACGGGGACGAGGGUGAGGAAGAGGGUCUCGCACGGGAUGAGUGUGAAGAUGAACUGGAGAACAGCCAUUACACAGAUGUGGAGGAUGCCAGACUACAGUAACCAGCCCAUUCAGAACAGCAGUGAGCAACAGUGUGAGGAAAGCACGAGGCUAACCCCUGUCUUGGCACGUUGAGCAAGACAAGCUGAAUCGAAGUGAUGCUGUCAUCUCUACCUGGCAUUCAAAAGGAGAAAGAUGGCCCAACAUCUUCCAUCCAUCUGUAAAGCAAAGACAAAGAAAACUCAUCAUCCCAGUGAAUCCCCACUACCCCGUGCAAUGGAUUCAGAGCUCUGCAGCCAGCAGAGGCAGGAACCAGACCCUGCACAGUCCAUAACCAUCACUGACUGGAUAACGGGAGAGCGGUUGUGUCACCUAAUGAGUCAGAGAUGUUCUAGAGCUUUUUGUAGGAGAGGAGGGAGAACUAAGCCUAACCCAAUAAAGACAUUUUUUCCCUGUGCUAGGUGAGAGCCAGAGCAUUUGCUAACUGGGGGAAAAGUACUGUCUCAGUUUGGACAAUUUGUGUUCUCACGCUAAAGGUCAUGUUGAGGAAGAGGGCGUGGGGUGAGCU
This is a messenger RNA of Balearica regulorum gibbericeps (East African grey crowned-crane), 1349 nucleotides long. Lineage: Eukaryota; Metazoa; Chordata; Aves; Gruiformes; Gruidae. The record is from RefSeq and is a predicted model, not a curated record.